AUGAUUUCUGUUGAAAGCGUUAGUUCACAUGGAUUUUCAAGACCUCGUUCAUUCACUAAACACUCUCGAGGUAAUACUAAAAACCUCCCUUCUUUAAAUCCAGCAAAACUUAUUCCUUUAAGAAGAUUAACUAUUGACUCAUCACAAAUUAAUACACCUAAUGAUUUAGCAAGACGUCAACCUUCAUUCGAGUUAAGUUCAAAACUGUCAUUAAUUUCUAGUCCAGAAAAUAAUGUUAUGAUAAGAAGAACAAUAUUAAAAAUUAUUCAAGAAAUUAAAGACAUAAUUAAAGUUAUCAUUUCUAUAGAAAAACAAUGUGUUGGCAUUAUUAAUAGAAUAUCUAAAAACAAAGAAUUUGAUAAAGGAUUAAAUUUAACUGAUAAAGAAAAAUCUAUUGUUCUUGAGUUUGACAUAAAAGAAUUUGACAAAGAUGAAUUUAUUCAAUACAAAGAAGAUCUCAUUCAUUCAAUUAAUAUUUUUGAAGAAAUACUUACUGCACUUAAAAUAUCAAUAUUAAGUCUUCAAAAUACAAUAAAAAAAUCAUUUAAUCCAAUAGUACUCUCUUUUAGUGUUGAAGUUAUUGAUAAAUUUACUCAAUUUAAUAAAAAUAUUCAAACAACUAUUAUUAAUUUUAGAAAUUGGUGUAAUAAAUCAUUAAUUCAUCAAAAAGUUUAUCAAAAAAAUAAUACAAUUUCAUUAGAAGAUCUUAUUUGUAAUUGUGCUGAAUUUAUAAGUAUUUGUAUUAGAUUAUUUGAAUCAGAUAGAAUAGGUAUAGAACAAACAAUUGAUCUAGAAGACGUACUUAUUCAAUUUAAAGGAACAACUUCUUAUAAAAUUGGUGAUAAUGAGUCAAUUAGUUUAAGUGAACUUACAUGGAUAAAAUCAAACUUAAUAACAGCUUCUUCAUUUACUUCUCAAUUAUCUCAAAGUGUUGAUGGAUUAAAUUCAUUUCUUAAUUAUCAUGAUAUUCUUAAUUCACUCAAAGCUGCACGUUAUUGGAAUACAUCCCUAGAAAUAUAUGACCCUAUAAUAAAUCAAAUAAAUGAGUACUCAAUUAUUCAUGCUGGAACAGCGUUUUUACGUUUACAAACAAAUGAUGAAAUUUGCAGAUAUCAAAAAUGUUAUUUAUAUUAUUUAAAGAUAGGACUAUUAAUUUUGUUAUCAUACGCUGGUAACACAUUUUUACCAUGUGACUUUAUAAGUGCUAAAAGGUUGGUUAGUGCUGAUAUUGAAAUUGAUAUCCCUCAAGACCAUACUUUUGCAGGAGAUCUUCAUAUCUUAACAAAAGAUUCAAAUUAUCGUAAAACAUUUUGUUUCUCCUUUCAACACGAGAGCGAUAUUAUUGAAUGGACCAAUCAACUUAAAGAAACCCUUUCAUCUCUUGACGUUCCAACGACUCCAAAUUUUGAGCUAGGAAAUCCUAUAUCAACCAAAUUCUUUAAUAAAAAAGUUAUUAUUAAGAAAAGUAAAUAUGUAGGUUCUUCUAUUGAAGAAUUAGUUCAAUUUCAACAAUUUAGUUCCUGUCUUGAUAAUGUUCCAGAUGUAUUAAAUAAAUGUAUUAAUGAAAUUAUUAAUAAAGGACUUACUGAAGAUGGACUAUUUAGAAAACCACCUGAUCAAUACCAACUAGAAGAAUUAAUAAAAAAAUUAAAUGAUUCUGAUUUCAGAAAUGAAUUAAAAUUAACAGAAUAUCCAGUUGGAACUAUUUGUGGAUUAUUAAAAAGUUUAUUAAUGGAAAUGAAUCCUAGAUUUAUUAAUGGAGAAUCAUAUAAACUCUUUUCAGAUAUAUCAAAAAAGAAAGGAAUUAUUGAACAAAGAGAACAAAUCAAAUUUUUUAUUGAGUCAUUAAACAACGAACAUAGAAAUACUUUAUCUAGAUAUUUAUUUUUAAUGAAUGUUAUUGCUGUUAAUCAAAGACUAAAUAGAAUGGGAGAGUCAAAUCUCUCAACUGCUAUUUGUCAAUGCUUUUUACCACCAAAACAAUCAGUUGAUUUUGCAUCAUUAGAAAAUGAUUCAUUUGAGUGUUUAAUUAAUAAUUAUGAUUUAUUUAUGCCUUCUAAACUUGAACAUCCAAUACAAACACCAUCACUUUUUAGUCUUAUUAAAAAACAAACCAAAACAAGUAAUACUAUUAUAAUAGGCUGUUUCAAUGAAACAAAAAAUAUUAUUUGGUUAUUAGAAUUUGAUGGAACAUUAACAGAAAUUAAUGUUAAUACUUUACAAUCAUCAAUUACUAAAUUAAAUCUUCCAUUCAAUACUAUAAAACAAAUAGAGUCAUAUGAUAAAUAUAAUGUCAUUGCAUCGAAUACUUCUUUAUUAACAAUUGAUGUAGAAACUAAAGAAAUAAUUCAAAUGGUUAAAAGAAAAGAAAUAAACUGUUUAAUGGUUCUUAAUAAUAAUAUCGUUAUUGGAGAACAAAAUGGAAUGAUUGAAAUGUUUGAAAUUCCAACAUUAAAAAAGAAAAUUGAAUUAUUUGUUAUACCAAAAAAACUUGAUGCAUCACAAAAAAUACCAUCAAUCAUUCAAAUUACUGGGAAUGAAGAAGUAAUUUAUGUAUUAUAUGAAAAUAAUUGUGAAAUUGGAUUUGUUUCUAUGACAAAUGGUUCAUUAAUACAAACUAUUACAUUAUAUAAUCAACCAAAAAUUACUUGUUUUUGUUAUGUAGAAGAAAACCAAACUCUAUGGGUUGCAAAUAAUGAUGGUAAUAUUAAAAUAUUUAAUGGAGAUAAUGGAAUAAUAAUAGAAGAAUAUAAAUAUCCAUUAACUUAUGGAAGUGUUGUAUUUAUUGCUUCAAUACCAAAACAUAUAGUUGUUGUAUUCAAUUCAUCACAAAUUUUAUUAUUUAAUUUAGAUACUAUUUCAUUAGUUUGUUCAAUAUCAAAUAAAUAUUUUAUUACUUCUAAAUGGACAAAAUUAGUUAAAAGAAAUUAUCAUGAAAAAGUUUAUUGGAAUUUGUGGUUAGAAAAAGAUGGUAAUGGAGAUAUUGGUAUUAUAGACAUUGGUCCAUUUAAUGACUUUUCAGUUACUGAUGAAAGGUUAAUAAAAAUAGAAUAUAAAUUUCAUAACAACUAUAUUGAACAUUCACCAAUAGGUCAUUCUUUUAAUAUUGUUUCAAUUGACACUAACAAAAAAUGUUGUGUUUGUCAAAAAAAUAUUGAACAAAACUCUUGUCAAUGUAUUAAUUGUAAUCAAUACCUUCAUCAAAAUUGUAUUAGUACUUUUAUUGGAACUGAAUGCAAAGGAUAUUUCAAAGUUACACAUGAAAUAAUCAAUCAUUCAAAAUAA
Molecule: messenger RNA, 3285 nt
Organism: Entamoeba dispar SAW760
Lineage: Eukaryota; Evosea; Mastigamoebida; Endamoebidae
Exons: 1
Coding region: 1-3285 (1094 amino acids)
Biological process (GO): signal transduction; activation of GTPase activity
Molecular function (GO): protein binding; GTPase activator activity
Source: RefSeq, a predicted model, not a curated record